AUGAGUAAAUUCUACUUUGGUGGAGGAUCGGGUGAUGUUUCCUCAGACGAUGAAGACAAUCUUCCAUAUCCCGAAGCCCUUCCCCGAUCUGAUUUCUUGGCUCCAUCUUUUGAUGCACCAACUUAUCUAUCUACAUUAUCAGAUCGUCACCAGACCCUCGAGGAUUUACGUUCCGACCUUCGUGAGCGUUCACAGGGUCUUUCCAAAGAAUUAUUGGAUCUGGUAAAUACCAAUUAUGAACAAUUUCUAAGCUUGGGCUCGGACCUUAAGGGUGGAGAAGAGAAGGUUGAAGAUGUUAGAGUGGGCCUAUUAGGUUUUAAAAGAGGUGUUGAGGAUGUAAGAGGGAAGGUUAGAGAAAGGAAAUUGGAAGUUGAGGGUCUUCUUGAUGAGAAGAAAAGUGUUACUAAGGAAAUAGCUCUGGGAAGAAAAUUACUCGAGGUCGAUUCACGACUUGAAGAGUUGGAGGAUAGGUUAAUGGUUGCAUCCCUUGGUCGGUCACCAAAUGGACUUGAAGAUUCCUGGAGUGAAGACGAAGACGAGGAUGAAGAUGAUCUUGCUAUUGAUGGUGUUGUCAAUGGAACGAGUACGAAGAAGCUUCAAAGAUUUGUGCUAGACUAUCGUAACGUUGAGCAUCUGUCGAUCACGAUCGGAUUGGAUCAUCCGUUCAUCGCGGCUCAGCAACCUCGAUUACUACGGCUGAAGAACACCAUUGUUCUGGAUUUAAAUAAUGCUUUGAAGCAAGCACUGUCAUUGAAAGUAGAAGGUAGACCGCGGCUGGUCAAGAUCAUGGGCAUAUACCGUGAUUUGGGAGUUGGCGACGAAGCAGUAAAGAUAUUAAGAGAUUCCAAAUCGACAUAG
Molecule: messenger RNA, 858 nt
Organism: Botrytis fragariae
Lineage: Eukaryota; Fungi; Ascomycota; Leotiomycetes; Helotiales; Sclerotiniaceae
Product: putative oligomeric golgi complex subunit 2 protein
Exons: 1
Coding region: 1-858 (285 amino acids)
Biological process (GO): intra-Golgi vesicle-mediated transport; protein transport; Golgi organization
Cellular component (GO): membrane; COG complex
Source: RefSeq, a predicted model, not a curated record